Molecule: messenger RNA, 3590 nt
Organism: Acipenser ruthenus (sterlet)
Lineage: Eukaryota; Metazoa; Chordata; Actinopteri; Acipenseriformes; Acipenseridae
Product: protein phosphatase 1 regulatory subunit 3B-like
Exons: 3
Coding region: 448-1281 (277 amino acids)
Biological process (GO): regulation of glycogen biosynthetic process
Cellular component (GO): protein phosphatase type 1 complex
Molecular function (GO): protein phosphatase 1 binding; glycogen binding
Source: RefSeq, a predicted model, not a curated record
CAGUUUGUGGUAGAAAGCCACUUCACACAGAGUAGUUCAUUUAUUAAAACAAUGGAAUUGCAAAGUGAAGUCGUGCAGCAAGAACGGUUGUAUGGCUGCAGUAAUAAACAAAGCAACUCUUAAAUCGUGGAAAUAAGUGAAACGCACACCGGAACAACCCGAUAAGUUAAUAAUGCUCUUUAUUUGAUUGUUAACGGGCACAUGCAAUUCUAAUACGCCUAUCGAAUUUGCGUUUGCCAGCGGUUUUCAAAUGAAUUGCACCAGAACGAUAGGGGGAGGAGAGCUUUUUCUCCGAACAGCUGUUAAAACCAGGAAGAGAACGCGCCGAAAGACUGGACCAAAAACGAAUUUCUUGACAAGAGUCUUGUUCUACAGAAGUUACAAAUAGACUCGGCUAGCAUCUUCAGCUUUUUCUCCCAUAAGUCUACCUUGCCUGUAGAGCUGGCCAUGCCUCUGUACAUGGCAAGUGAUGACUUCAUUUACAAAAGGAGGCCCAAGCGCACGAAGCCCCUGAGGCCUUGCAUUCAGUGCUCUAGUGUGGAAGUGAAGCAUAAAGAGGCCAGUACCAGCACUGAAGGGGAGUGCAGAGCUAAGAAGCAAGUGUCCUUUGCAGACCACAAGGGGCUGGCGCUGACAAUGGUCAAGAUCUUUUCAGAGUUUGAAGACCCCAUUGAAAUCCCGUACAACAUCCAGGAGUUGAUCGACACGGUGGUGAACUUGUCGGUGGAGAGGGACAGCCUGGUGCUGGAUUUCGAGCAGCCCUCUGCGGACUACCUAGCCUUCAGGCAGCGGCUGGAGAAUGACCAUGUUUGCUUGGAGAACUGCAUGCUGAAAGAGAAAACCCUGGUGGGCACAGUGAAAGUCAAGAAUCUGGCAUUUGAGAAGUCUGUCAAAUUGCGGGUCACCUUCAACACUUGGAAGAGCUUCAUAGACCACCAGUGCCAGUAUGUAAAUGACAUUUACACAGGCUCUGACAGGGACACUUUCUCCUUCGAGAUCGACCUGCCACACAACAUACCACCACAUGAACGCAUAGAAUUCGCUCUGUGCUACACAAGCAAUGGGAAGGAUUUCUGGGACAGCAACCAAGGCCAAAAUUACAAGGUGAUUCGAUCUGUACUAAAAACCUCUCCCGAGAACGGAGUGAACGGUUCUCACGUUAAUGGGUUUUCUGACGUAGGUAUUCAUUUUGACCCCUAUGGCAGCCCUAGAUGCUCGUAUGGUAUUUUUCCCGAAUGGCCUUGCUAUGAAGGCUUUGAAAAAAUAGGGCCUUAUUACUAACUUGUUUUGUUGAGGGACAUAUCCAUGCUGAAGAGCCAUAUGAUCUACUUGUUUCUCUUUUUAUCUGAUCUGUGAAACGUUGAAGGUUAAGCACCUAAUACUGUUGGGUUUAUGAGAACUGACCACAAGGAACUUGCCUAGAUGGAGGUGUGUAGUCAGAAAUGUAUUUGGUUAUGGGUCACUUCCACCAAUAAUAUUUAAGCUGUUACAGUAAUAUUGGACCUUGACCUCUGUCAAUUGAAUCUUGACACAACCUUUAUAACAAUUUCAGAUGGGGCCUUUUUGCUAGGCCGGUGAAAAGAUUAACACAGUGCAAUACUACUAAAUACCAUUGUGGUAGUCUUGGUAACUUGCUUCCUGAAAUCUGUGAAGGGAACAUUGAAGCCAACAUUUUGCUUUGUCACAUGAUAGGACACAUUUUGACUUGCUUACUCAAGAUUAAAAAGUAAGGUUGGCUGUACUGUACCCUUUUGCUGCUAUAAUUGCAGUAAGCAUGCUUGCCAUGUAACCACCACGAGUGAGGAUUGCACUAUAUUGUAAAUGGAAGGUAGAUUCCCUGCUGAGUGCAUUACAUAUUUAGGGCUUCCCACAGCCACUUUUUAGUAGUACAUGGUAUGUUGUGCACAACCAUCACCUGUAACCUCCUGCCAUUGCACACUUUUGUCACUUUUGGGUAAUGAAAUAAAAUUGCAUUGGUUAGGCCAUUUGAAUAAGGGGGGAAAAAAGGAGGGAACAUUUGUCCAAAAAAUCAGCAUACCUGCAGUAAGAUUUAUUUUUAAAUACAGUUUCAUAUACAGGUAGUGCUGCAUAAGAACAGGGAAUUGGGUGUUUUGGGUAUCGAAAAAGCAGCAGAGUUGAGUGGCAGUCAAAGUGGUUGUUGCUUUUUCAUGGGUAUAUAUGAUAUCAUGUCCAUAACAAUCUAAACCCCCUAUUCUAGUAGAACUUUUGUCUUACAAGAUAGCUCUAAUAGGAUUUUUAUCAUCCUGCCCAUUCCGCCUUUGAUGGCCCUCACUAGUAGGUGCUAUUGAAUGGGACCAAGCAACUAAGCUUUAGCUGUGAAGAGUGUGUGUGAUUUAUAUAAAAUCUCACAUACAUAUACACACAAACUUCAAAGCUAAAGCUUAGUAUCUUGGUCUCUAUGUAUUGUCAGGGAUCAAAUAUUUUACCUUCCGGUUCAGAGGAACCACAAGGCCAUUUACUGGGUAUAGUGGAAGUGUUUUAAAUUUGCAUUAUUUCUGGAAUCCAUAAAUGGAGCUUGUGGCAAGUAUUUAUUCUUUGCCAUCAGAUAUCCCACUCUAUGCAUUUUGGUCAGUCCUUAUGUAUAUAGAAGAAAUAUGAACUUGUAGCAAGUUAUUUCUGGGCAUACAAAGGGAAUAUGUAGGCUAAUCCUUUUGUAGACUGUGUGCCUAAAAAAACUGGUAUCUCUCUGUAUUGUAGACAUCUGUCCGUAUUGUACUAUGGGCCCCCAUUCCUUAAGAAGUGUUGAAAAUGUGAAGGGGGGGGGGGUUCUCUUGCUAAAUGAAAAAAGGGAUUGUUUGUAAGUUUAUUGUAAUCUUUGAGGUCAAGUGAAUAUUUUCAAGAAAAAUUGGAGAUCCCAUUUUAAAACAAUCAUGGCUACUUAAAAAAAAAUAAUAAUACAGAAAUACAACUUUUAAAUGUGAUCUCUAAACCGAAGAGAAUUGGCAGUAUUGAUUUAUGUAAUUGCCUUUUUUAUUGUCGUACCCGUUCAUUUGAAAGUUGUCAAUGUGAGUCGCCACUUUUGUUUUAAAUGAUUAAUAAUUGUAAAAUGAUCACGAGUAAGUACAAGGGAUUCAAGGUAAAUGACUUCAGAAUUUUUAAUCGUCAUUUUUUAAAAUUUGAAUACCUCCUGCACUUUAAAGUAAAGAUUACACUGUUUACUAAAGGGCUUGAAAGGUGAUCUUCUUUGGUGUUCUUCUAUCUACCACACAUUAUUGCAAAAAGUUUUUUUUUUUUUUUUAAAACCUGGUUUUAGCUAUUUGUACACUGCAGGUGGGGGCACACUGAAAAAUAUAAUGAAAUUCACCAAAUUCUUCAUAAUAAUGGAAAGGGCACCUAGUUAGUAGGAAAUAAUGUUUUGGAUUGUAAAAAGGUAAAUCUGAUCUAUUUUUGCCAAUGUGUGUAAUAAAAUGAGUUUAUACUUUUUCUUAGAAAGUGGCUUGUACCAUAAACUAUGUGCAGCAUGGCGUGUUGUGUCUGCAAAGUACAAAAUAUUUAUGUACAUUUUGAGAGAGAAAAUAAUGGUUUGUUUUAUGUUGUGGAAAAAAAUGUAAUAAAGAUUGUUAAAUAUU